AUGGAUGCAAUUCUUUAUGUUAAGAAUGUUUUAGAUCUAAUAAUGGCAACUAAUUUAAUUUAAACUCUCUUAUUUUUGAAUAUAAAGACUUGUUUAGAUAUUUAUCCUAUGUUUAUGAUUUAACCUAUUAUGUACACAAUGAUGCAUGUUUUGUUCAUUUAUGAUACAAGAAUUUAAUUUAAAAAAAACUGUGAUUCUGGAGGAUAGAUAUCAUCUAGAUGGUAAAUAUUGUUAAUUUAAUAAUCCUAAAUUUUUCACAAUUUACUUCGGCAUCAGUUUGUUAAAUUUUUGAUUCAUGAUAUUUAAUUUGUGUUGAGCCUUCAGAAAAUGAUUUUAUCACAAGCUAAUAUGGAUAUUAUUUGGAUAAUUAAGUUUUUACAUAAACACAUCUUAUAGUAUUUGAUGAAAUCAAAAAAAAUUGUUUCCUUAUUAGUACUAAUAAUUUAUCUUAAGGAUAAGAUAAAUAUUUUGCCAAUUGCUGCAGUACUUACCAACAUUAAUAAUUGCGUUAUUAUAUGUCUGCUGUUAAUGUAUGUUUUAAUCUAAAAUGUCUUUAUUGUUUUGAAGAUUGUCAGAAAUGCAAUUCUUUAGUGUUUACUAAAUGUACCCUUGAAACAUAUUUAACUUAUGGAUCAUGUAAUAAUUAUUACCUUAAUUAUUAAAACAAUCUUAAUAACGAAUGUGUUUAAUUAAGUCUCAAAAAAACUGAUUUAUAUAAUGUUCAUUGUUAUUUGGAAUGUCCAUUUAGUACUUAUUAAUAUAGCAAUGAUUUUUUUGACAUGA
Paramecium primaurelia is the source of this 783-nucleotide messenger RNA. The record is from the annotation of a GenBank genome assembly. NCBI's taxonomy places the organism in Eukaryota, Ciliophora, Oligohymenophorea, Peniculida, Parameciidae.